AGCACAUACGAAAAAAAAAACUCAAUAUCGAAUUAUGUGUGAGUUAGUGAUACAAUUUAGGUUCAUAAUUACACUGCAAAUUAUUUUUGUAGUACCACAUAAAACUGUUUCAAAGUCCUUACUGAGGCCCAGAGUUGAGAGCUUAACUAAAAAAAAAAGGGCCUGUUGGGCUUUUUGGUCAAACUCAUCUUUGUUUUCAUUCAUCUUGGGUGAUUUUCAAAGGGAAGGUUGUAUUCUUCAGUUUGCUUCAUCUGUAAAUCGGAUCUGUUGAAAAUCGAAUACUCACGAGGAGACGUUAACGAGCAGCCCGGGAUCUCGCCGUUUCCGCUCUUGAGUGGAAGCAACAAGUAGGAAAAGUUGAAGUUAAAUCUAAAUCUCGCUUUGUAUCAAAAAAAUGCCUGGACAAAAGAUUGAAACUGGUCACCAGGACACAGUCCAUGAUGUUGCCAUGGAUUAUUAUGGGAAGCGUCUAGCUACUGCUUCUUCCGAUCACACAGUCAAGAUAAUUGGUGUUAAUAACUCUAACUCACAGCCUCUUGCAACUUUGAGUGGCCACCAAGGACCUGUGUGGCAGGUAUCCUGGGCUCAUCCCAAGUUUGGCUCCUUACUUGCAUCAUGUUCCUUUGAUGGAAAAGUCAUUAUCUGGAAGGAAGGAGCUCCAAAUGAAUGGAGCCAGGCCUAUGUUUUGGGUGACCAUAAAGGUUCUAUUAAUUCUGUUGCUUGGGCUCCUCAUGAGGUAGGUCUAUGCCUAGCAUGUGGAUCCUCAGACGGGAACAUAUCUGUUUUCACUAUGAGAUCUGACGGCAACUGGGACACGGCCCUAAUUGAACAAGCUCACCCGGCCGGCGUAACUUCUGUUUCAUGGGCCCCGUCAACUUCUCCUGGCGCUUUGGUAGGUUCAAACCUUCUUGAUCCUGUUCAGAAGCUUGUCUCUGGCGGAUGUGAUAACACAGUGAAAAUCUGGAAGCUUACCAACGAAAAAUGGCUGAUGGACUGCUUUCCAGCUCUUCUUAUGCAUACUGAUUGGGUGCGGGAUGUUGCCUGGGGUCCCAAUUUGGGACUUCCAAAAUCAACAAUUGCUAGCUGUUCCCAAGAUGGAAAAGUUAUCAUAUGGACAGUGAAAAAGGAAGGUGAUCAGUGGGAGGGUAGAGUUUUGAAGGAUUUUGGGGCCCCUGUUUGGAGAGUCUCAUGGUCACUGACCGGGAAUAUUCUUGCCGUGGCAGAUGGGAAAAACGAUGUAACGUUGUGGAAAGAAGCAGUAGAUGGAGAGUGGCAACAGGUGACAACAGUUGAUGCUUGAAGUUAUAUUAGUUAUUCUGUUAGUGUCUUUUGUAAUUUCAGUUAAAAUGUGGACAAUCUAUGCUUAUUUGAGUUGCCAUAGUCUAAUUACUUGGUAAUGAUGAGAGAUACGGAUGACAGUAAGCCUCCAUUUCGAGUUGAAUUCACCCGAUAUACUUUUGGAAUUUUAUUUUCUUAAUUAAUUCAUGAAACAAAGACUCGUUUCAGUCGGGAAAUUUUCCUUUGUUUUAACAUUUAAAUUCAGUUUAUUUUUUUUGCACUCAUUGACUUGUUGCUUGUUUCUCCUCUUCAUAUCUGGACUCGUGAUUUUAGAUAGAUUGUGAAGUUUACUUGUUCUAAUGGCAAGCUGCAUCAAAUUCAAAGAUAGAGCUGC
Oldenlandia corymbosa var. corymbosa is the source of this 1672-nucleotide messenger RNA. The record is from the annotation of a GenBank genome assembly. Lineage: Eukaryota; Viridiplantae; Streptophyta; Magnoliopsida; Gentianales; Rubiaceae.